AUGAACAUUUUACACCACAAAAGCUAUCAUGUUUACAAUAAAAAGAAUAUUGAAAAAGUCAGAAAGGACGAAGAAGCAGCAGCAGCUAAAGAAAAGGAAAAACAGAAAAGAAUCGAAUUGGCAGAAAGUGAAGCAAGACUUGAAUUGUUGAGAAAGAGAGCAAACGAACAAGACAAGACAGAGACACCCAUAGAACAUGUCAAUCUAUUCAAGGAUUACAUGAUUACAAAUGAGGAGCAUGACGCAGAGGAAAAAGCAAAAGAAGAAAAAGCAAACAGACAAGUGACAAUGUAUCUUGACAAAGGUGUAACAGAAGAAGCAACGCCUUGGUAUGCAAAGAGUCAUCAGGCGAUGAAUAAAUACACGGAUCCACACGUUAGACGUUCAGAUAAAAAGCGUAAGAGAGAUCCAAUUUUGGUAAAUGAUGAUCCUUUGGAAUAUAUUGAUAACAAAUUGAAAAGAAAAGAGAAAAGAAGAGAAGGAAGAAGAGAAGAAAGAAAACGAGAAAAGGAAAAAAGUGGAUCGAGUAUAGAACAACUUCGAGCAAAGAGACUAGAGAGAGAAAGAGAAGAAAGAGAGCGCGCAAAGAGGCUUUAUUUAGGCGCAGUAGAAGAAGAAGAGCAAGAAAAAGAGGAACCUGUAGGAUAUAACUCACAAUAUAAUAAACAAGAGACAAUAUUGGCAAAACAAAGCAAGAGACGUCGUUUUUGA
Rhizopus microsporus ATCC 52813 is the source of this 711-nucleotide messenger RNA. RefSeq lists its product as uncharacterized. The transcript has 3 exons. The coding region runs from base 1 to 711 and encodes 236 amino acids. The record is from RefSeq and is a predicted model, not a curated record. NCBI's taxonomy places the organism in Eukaryota, Fungi, Mucoromycota, Mucoromycetes, Mucorales, Rhizopodaceae.